This is a messenger RNA of Chilo suppressalis (striped riceborer), 3354 nucleotides long. The record is from the annotation of a GenBank genome assembly. Lineage: Eukaryota; Metazoa; Arthropoda; Insecta; Lepidoptera; Crambidae.
CGAUACGGCGUAGCACGUACAUCCUUACUUAACUCCAUCCAAAAAUACCAAAUUACCAAAAGUCAAUGCAGCACAAAUAGCGCAGCAGCAUUUUAAGUAUUGUUUUGCUUGUUAAUUCAAAAAUUAGGAGCAAACGAUUCUGUUGAUAAUAUUUUCCACUUCACUGGAGUGUCUUUUAAUCCAACAUGACAGUGUUACUAGAUAUCUGGGUCAGGGAGUGAUUUUCUGUGGUGUUGUUUCUGAGUACUGUCUCCAGUCUCUUGCUCCCAUUGGUAAAAUUGAAUUAUGUCGUCAACAAAAGAGAUUAAUGAUAUGCCGGGUCUGGAAGCUGAAGAGUCUUUGUUAUAUUCGGCUAGACAUGGAGAGCUAUCGGUUGUAAAGGCUCUUUUAGAGGCGAAAGCGGGUGAUAAAAUAACAUUGGAUAUCAAUUGCAAAGGUAAAACCAAGAGUAAUUUAGGAUGGACACCUUUGCAUUUGGCUACCUAUUUCGGCCACAUUGAUGUUGUUAAAGUAUUGUUGGAGGCAGGAGCAGAUGUAGACGAGGUCAAUGACACGGGUGAUACAGCCCUGCACAAGGCUUCAUUUAUUGGAAAUGAGAAUUUAGUGAUCCUGUUACUUCAACAUAAAGCAGAUGUGAAUAUUAUGAAUGGAGAGGGCCGCACCGCUUGCGAUGUGUGUAAGACCCAAGAUGUUCAGCGUAUGAUUGAAGCUGCUCAAAGAGCAGAACGUCUUGAGAGAGAAAGAAAACUACUUACAGCAGCUAAAGAGGGUCGAGUAGAUGACAUACAGGAGUUGCUCAGCAGCUCGAAUCCACCAAACAUAAACUGUGUAGACGCACAAGGCAACACAUGCUUGCACUGCGCCGCAUACAGGGGACACGCGCGACUCGCCAUCCUGUUACUACAGAAUGGGGUCGACACAACGCUACGGAACAACAGUGGCCAACUAGCCAUCGAUCUGGCGAAAGAUAACGAGAUGCGCGAAGUGCUGAGCGUCCGCCCCGUGCAGCGGUUGCAGCGCACCGCCGCAAGGUUCGAGGGGCCGCUGCUGAAGCGCUCCAGGUUCCUCGGCUGGAGGCCUGUCUGGGCGGUGCUGCAACGCGGCGUGCUUCUAUACUACGGUUCGCGGGCGGAGGCGGCGCGCGGUGGUCGGUGCCGCAGCCGGCACUACCUGGAUGGUGCGGCGGUGAGCGCGCCCGGCGCGGAGCCCGCGCUGCUGCUGCUGCGGCUCAGCGACGGCGACGCGCACCGCCUGUGUGCGCGCGCGCCCGACCUGCCCGCCUGCAGGCAGUCUUGGAUCACGGCGUUCAACGAGCACAUCGCGUACUCUGGCCACUACUUGUGGGCGGGCGCGACCCCAGACUCGGCAAGAGAGGCCACAGAGGAUCUGGAGGACGAGUGCAAACCGUUAGGCUCAAUGCAAGACGCACUAACUGCGGCAACCAACAGUCUCGCGUUGCUUGAGACUCAGCUGCGGGAAUGUUCUGCCAUACUCGCUGCGUUAGACAAGAGCGUCAACGUAGGCAACUCGCUGCACCACUCCGCUUAUAUGAGGUUCCAACACGCGUGCGGCACGGGAGGGGAGGCGUUGUCCGCGUUGAAGCAUUGUGCCGCAUUGGUGGCACAAGCGAGAGAUCAUGACAACGCACGCUUACAACGAGAGAUCGAAAGGAAUCGAGUUCUCGAAGAGGCGUUAGCGGCUCUUGCUCGAACACAUCACGAACUCGAGAUGUCUGUCGCCGAAGAACUCACAAAGAGCAAAAGAAAGAAAAAAUCAACAACGUCGCAGAAUGACUCUAAAGAAAACUUCUUUGAUGUAUUUGACGAUCGGGUCCUGGACAGAAGAACCUCAAUAAUAUUCAGAAGUGAUGGUGAUGGUGACUUUGGUAAUAUUGCCGUAGGCUCCGAGGACGAAGACGACACGCUGGUGACGGCGGGCCUGUCCAGUCCUUUGGGCGCGCUCAGCCCGUGGGGCAGCAGCGUUGAUCUCACGAGGCACACGCCCGUCGGCAGUCUUACCGGUGAUGUAACGCCCACGAAUGAGGACAGAUGCCUAUCGGGGUCUUCGGGGUCGCCGCAGUCGCUUCACACGGCUCUGAGCCCGGCCAGUUCCCGGGGAACCCUCGUCUCACAAGGCGGGCACGUGUACAGGAACGCGCGGCCCUACCGCAAGUGUAUCAAGCCGAGUUCUCAGUGGUCUCUAUAAAGUCUUAGGGGUCAGUAUAAUAGUCAAGCACAUUUAAGAGUGAACUAAAUAAUUCACAUAAGCACAAAGAUGCACAAUAGAUUUUAAAUAAACGAUUGAAUUAACUUUAUGAUCAUAUUUAUCAAUAGGAAUAUAUUUUAUGUUUCGAUAUCAGUACAUUAAUUUCCAUUUUUUUAUCAAUUAAAACUUUACCUUGAGCAACAGUUAAAUGCCAUAUAUUAUUAUUUGCUAUUAUUUAAGCUAGGUAUUUUGUAGUAAUGGUGCGUUUACAUUUGGUCAUUAGCCCUAAUACGAGUGCCAAUGGAAUUCGGGUAAACCAAUAUAUGUGUAAAUGAACGGAGUCGAGUACGCCCGUAUUCGGGUACAUUUCCUUUUGUUUACUCGACACCGUCUUUCAGCCCGUGUUCAGUGUAAAUAUGAGGGUGUUUGUGAAAAUUUACCUCGCCAGUUGGCGCCACUGUGACGUGAGGUCUUUUGUAUGAAGUUUUUGGCGCGAACUCCAUAGACCAGAUCCAUAGACUAUGAGAACAUAUGCGAUUUGACGGAUGAGUAGACCUUUCGUCUCAGUACUGCCACCAGUGCCCGUCAUUUCAGAAAACCCUCAUUGCUUCUGGUGCCCGAAUUCGAGUGACAUUACUCGAAUUUCGUGCACCAAAUACGGACUAACAAUCAAAUGUAAUUGCGGCUUAAUACUACUUAUUAGUAUUAUAUGGUUUUUGAGUCAAUUUGUAUUACAAUUAUAUUUUCUUAUGAUGUAAGUUUUUUAAUGGAGCUAUCUUUGAUGCAAUGACUUGUGAUACUGAAAAUUUGAAAUAUUAUUUUUACAUUUUAAAAUAUUAGCAGAUUUGAAAAAUCAAAGUACACAUUCUUAGUGGGAGCAUUCUAUAAUUGCAUUUAAAUUGUUUAGGUUAAAUUAUCUCGUACAAACAUAUUAUAUAAUUUUAAUAAAUGAAGUAUUUUGUUAUCUAAUUAAUCAUAUAUACUUAACAGAGUGAAAUGUAAGAAUGAAAACAUGUACCUGACUUUGAGUGUGAAGAAACUUAUUGUGAUUUUAAAUUAAUAGAAUUGUUUUUAAGUGAAAAUUGACAUAAGUGUCGUUGAAUGUGCAUUAAAAUGUUAUAUUAUUAUGCAUUAUAUAUUUUUAUAUUA